This is a messenger RNA of Formica exsecta, 7557 nucleotides long. Its product is annotated as proto-oncogene tyrosine-protein kinase ROS-like. Gene Ontology annotation, biological process: cell surface receptor protein tyrosine kinase signaling pathway; regulation of TOR signaling; protein phosphorylation. The record is from RefSeq and is a predicted model, not a curated record. Lineage: Eukaryota; Metazoa; Arthropoda; Insecta; Hymenoptera; Formicidae. Gene Ontology annotation, cellular component: signaling receptor complex. Gene Ontology annotation, molecular function: transmembrane receptor protein tyrosine kinase activity; ATP binding; protein binding.
UUUAAAGUGCCGACUUUUCUCUUUAAACUACUUUUUUAAUCAUCAUUGCGCGAUAAUUUUUUCACUAGUUAUAAACGUUCAAACUCAAUGGAUUGAUUUUACUUCAGUAGUGAAUAACUCGGCGAAAAAAUCAUAGGAUAUUCAUCAAAAAAGCAAAUUAAAGAUAAAACUCUGCUCUUUAAAAUCCAGUUAACGAAAUCGUGUUACAAUUUUUUUUUCUUUGGCACUUUUUGACAAACUUUUGAAAAAAUUGUUGAAUCGACGAAUGUCGCUUUUUCAUAAUGUAAUUUUGUAACAAAUAAAAAGAAAUAAACUCGACUAAAAGAUUCUGAAACUAGAAACUUCAAGCUUUGUAACGCUUUUUUAUUGAUCUCAAUCCGAUUAUAUGUAACGAAGUUGCAGCCACUUGAAAAUUGCCUUUUCUGUAGAAAGAAGGUGGCCCUUUUUAAUUUUUUGCGUAGUAUAUAACUACGGUAUUUUUCAUAUUCUGUCUCUUCUCUCUUGACCUGUCCGGCAUGGGUGAUCCUAGUGACCCAGUAACUACGUUACCACCGGCAUAGCUCUUAGGUUUAUUAGAGUACUCAAAUCUCCUCACCCGGUAAACACCUAUGACGUUUAUUGUUGCACUAUACGUGGUUACAUAUUACUUAUGAACGUUAGUUACUCAUUAAUAAUAUUAAUAAUGAAAUUGAACAAAUCUUAAAAAGUCUAGCUCUUUUUAAAGUAGCGACAAAUGUCUUCACAGAAGAAAAUCGCAAGUGGAGUGUAGCAAAUAAAAAAUAAUGGUUCGGCAAAAGUGCUUCAUUUAAAUCGAUUAUUCAAGCUGAUGAUUCAUGAUGGUCACCAAUCAAAUACAAAUACGCAAUCGCGUCAUAUGAAGCUCGAUUAGAACCGCACGAUACAAACGUUUCAGUCCGUCAAGAACGAUGUACACGAAUAGUGGGCCUUCAAGAGCACGAUAGUAUAUAUAUAUAAAAAACAAUUAUCACACAUACAGUUUUUAAUUGAACGCAGUAUUUAAUCAAACAAGAGAUAUAUAGAAAAUAUAUACAAUCUGGUAAAAUUUGGCGCAUGAAUAGUGACAAAAUUAAAGAUUUAUAAUUCAGUAAUUUCCUGUUCGUCUAUAAUUUUCUCCAACAAUAAUUAUAUCAUGCACGUUUCUUUUCAUUUGACUGCUUUUCUAUCAAAUUAUAUUAAGAGGAAUUACUGAGGAAAUCUGAUAAUAUUCAUAUUAUUAUUUGAUACAAACAAAUGCAUUUGUUCAAUGUUGUCAUUGGUUUUUAUGGAAAAAAGUGAGCAAUUUAUUAACCAAAUGUUUUAUAAUUUGAUGAUAUGUAAGAUACAUCGUGAUUGAUUAUAAAAAGAAUUUUGAAAAUUAGCGCUAGAAGAGAUUUCAUGAUUGCUAUACUAAACAAAUUAAAAAAAAAAAUGAUAUAAGUAAGAAAACAUUGAUGCAAUUAGCAAUUAUUUGCAUUAUCAAGAAUAUCGAUAGAAUCACUAUUCAUAGCUGAGCUGCCAAAGAUUGUGCGGGAACUGAUUGAGAGCAAGUAUUUACAAAAAAAGAACAAAAUUAUUAUGUCAAAAACGGUAUUAUGUGUUUUACUAAAAGUGUUAAUGUUAGCGGGAGCGGAUACUUUAUCAAAGUAUCCGGAAAAUAGUGUAGCUUCGAGAGAGUGCGAUGGGCCAUGUGCCCAGAUUCAGAUCUCAUGCAAGAUAUUUCAGUAUCCGAGAACAACGAUUAUCAUAUUUUACAAAACCGCAAAUCUGACCGGAGCCAUCCUGAUAGUGUGAGUGUGAGAAACAAAUUUGACAAAAUUCCAUUUGCAAAUAUAUCUGUGAUCCCAAAAUCUGUUGAAAGCAUUUUGAGCAAACCAACAUCUCCCAGAGCAUUUGUAGAAUUCUAUAAUCAAUUUCUAAAUGAAGACGACGAUAUUUCUGUGACAUUCAGAUGGAACCAACCUGAAUUUACAGACGAAGUAAUACAAGGAUACACAGUGCAAUGUUGGUUCACUGAAAAUCUAAAAAAGAUUCAAAUCUGCAACGACAAAAGUAUCUCAGCUACAAUAUUGGAGUGCACGGUGCACAAUCUAAAACCUAACAUGACGUACUACUUUCAAGUACGAGCGCAUACUAAAGUUGGAGCUGGCCCUUACACAGAUUUAUUUAAUGUAUCGAUUACGCAUGAAAACCCAAUACCGCAAUUAUUGAUAGUAACGGGAAACGGUAUCGCUAUAUGGGAUCUUGAUUCAAAAAUCAACGUUAAUCUCGUUAAGGAUGAAUUCGUGAGAUAUGUCACUUAUUCGAUAGCGGAACAUAAAAUUUAUUGGAGCAACAAUAUGAAAGAGCUAAUGAUAUUGGAGAUUAAUGAAAACAAUAUUAAAAAAAUAGCUAGGAGUAAAUAUAUUCCGUCACAUCUCUGCAUCGAUUGGGUAGCAAGAAAUCUGUACUGGAAAGAAUAUGACGGAAAUAAAUAUGAUUAUUUAAUGAAGCUCGAUUUAACACUGUGGGAAAAUGGCAUAGUCAAAUAUGAUAAGAUAUCGGAAACAAGAACCAUAUUUCAUUAUCGCAGUUCUUUAAAUAUACUACCGUCUAUAGGAACUUUAUAUUGGGAAAAUUUAACUGAAUAUGGAGAAACUCAGAUAAUGCAAUCGGAUUUUGAUGGAAAAAACGCUCGAAUCUUUCAGAAAAAUAUAUCUAUAUGCCCCGUCAAAGUCGAUAUGUCACUUUUUAUUUUUAUGAAAAUUGAUGAUAUAAAUAUUAAGAAACCGCUAAUUUAUUGGCUAUUUUAUAAUCUCUUGCUUGUGACAGACAUUAACGUUUCUAUAUGCAAAUUCUAUAUACAAAGUGAAAAAAUCAGUAAUUACAAAUAUAUCAAAUUUUUAGCGAGUGACAAGACAAACAUUUAUAUUCAUAUGAUGUUUGAUGAUAAUAAUAUAUAUGUUUUGGAAAAAAAGUAUGCACUUCUCGAAAGCGUAGAUGCAUUCAAAUACAUCCAAAAGAUAAAAAUGUAUUCCCAAAUUGAAAGAUUUUAUUCUUUCGGUAAAUCUUUGCAACCAUAUCCUUCGACAAGAUGUCUGACACUCGACAAAAAAGUUUACAACGUAGGAAUAUUGAUGGUAACAACGAACAGCAUCAUCGUAAAUCUUCCAGAGCUGGUCCACAAGAGUGGAUGCAAAAACAACUUACCUCCCACUUUAUAUACCAUCAACAUAAGCUAUCGUUUAGACGAUGAGCUUAACAAGUUCGAUAACUUCAUCGUGCGGACGUACGAGCAAUAUUACGAAAUUCAGAAUUUAACGCUUACAGAGUACAAAUUACUGUUAGUCCGAACAAGCAAUUUUUACUCUGAUCAGUUAUCGAUGGAGCCAUUAUUCGACUCGGAAGUGAUAGUGAUGAUGAGAACUAAACCGAAAAAAUUAGACACACCGGAGAAUGUGACAGUUGAGGCUCUGACACUUACUAUAGCGGCAGUUUAUUGGAUGCCGCCUAAGACGCUGAACAUGCCUGUGAUCCACGAAGUACACUUGGUGUGUGAUAACAAUCUGUUUGAAAAUAAAAUCUUUAUUGUCGAAAAGGCUGAACAUAUGAGAAACGGCAUAUUUUUUAAAAUAAUCGAAGAGUUAACACCAGGACAGAAUUACACGAUAUAUGUACGCAUAUAUCCAGUCAACUUCAGUGAUUAUUAUAAUGACAGUUUGAGCAAAAUCUUGUACAUGUAUUCGGAACCAAACGAUAUCAUUUUAAGCGAGACUAGCAUAACCAGUAUGAUUAUCUCGUGGAUUCCUUCUGUUAAUUUGACGAUUGAUUACGUACUAGAAUACAAACAUUUUGAGACGCAGGAGUGGCAAUUUGCAAAAAACUUCGAGCCGAAUAAUGGGGGAAAAGUAAUUUAUUAUAUAAAAGACUUAUUACCAGGAACUCGAUACGAGUUUCGUUUGAUACUGAGAUACCCGAAAUACGAGAAAAACUUUAUAUAGCCAUCUGAUGGAAGAUUUACUUUUUCAAUACUGACAAGUAGCAUUUUGAGGAAACCAACAUCUCUCAGAGCAUUUGUCGAGUUCUACAAUGGAUUCCUAAAUAAAGAAGACGACAUUUCUGUGACAUUCAGAUGGAACCAACCUGAAUUUACAGACAAAGUAAUACAAGGAUACACCGUGCAGUGUUGGUUCAUCGAGAACCUAAAAAAGAUUCAAAUCUGCGACGACAAAAGUAUCUCAGCUACAAUAUUGGAGUGCACGGUGCACAAUCUAAAACCUAACACGACGUACUACUUUCAAGUACGAGCACAUACUAAAGUUGGUGCUGGUCCUUACACAGAUUUAAUUAAUGUAUCGACUACGCACGAAAAUCCAAUACCGCAAUUAUUUAUAGUAACGAGAAACGGUAUCGAUAUAUGAGAUCUGGAUUCAAAAAUCAAUAUUAAUCUCGUUAAGGAUAUCGACAUUUUACAUGCCACGUAUUCCAUAGCGGAACAUAAAAUUUAUUGGAGCAAUACAAAGAGAGAGCUGAUGAUGUUGGAGAUGAAUGAAAACAGUAUUACAAAAAUAGCUAAACUUCAAGAAAUAGCGUACAAUCUCUGCAUCGAUUGGGUAGCAAGAAAUCUGUACUGGAUGGAAUCCGACUAUAUAUUUGGUUUUGGUGACAUUGUGAAGCUCGACUUAACAAUGUGGGAAAAUGGCAUAAUCAAAUAUGAUAAAAUAUCAAAAAUAAAAACCUAUCUUGACAUUGAUCGUUUAAAUAUAUUACCGUCUAUAGGAACUUUAUAUUGGACAAAUCACUCUACGGAUAAUAAAUGUCAGAUAAUACAAUCGGAUCUUGAUAAAAAACGCUCGAAUCUUAAAACAACAGCUCGAAUCUCGAAAACAACAGCUUUAUUAUAUCAUUUAGUUGAUAUGAAAAUUGAUGACAUGAAUACUAAGGAGCCGCUAGUUUACUGGCUAUGGUCUGAUUUUUUGUUUGUGACAGACAUUAACGUUUCUAUGUGCAAUUUGAUUUUACAAGUCGAUAAUAUUACGAAAAAUGAAGAACAUAAAAUAAACUUUCAAUCUUUAACAAUUGACAAGACAAACAUUUACAUUUCUACAGCUUUAAAUAAAAAUAUAUAUGUUUUGAAAAAAGAGUAUGCACUUCUCACGAGCGAAGACGCAUUCAAAAACAUCGAAAAAAAAACAGCGUCUUCCUGGAUUAAUUACUUGUAUGCUUUCGGUAAAUCUUUGCAAUCGUGUCCUCCAAGGAGAUGUCUGACGCCCAACAAAAAAGUUUACAACGGAUUGAUGUACACAGUAACGACGAAUAGUAUCAUCAUAAAUCUUCCGGAACCGGUCUCUAAGAGUGGAUGCAAAAGGCACAACUUAUCUACCACUCUAUAUACCAUCUACGUAAACUAUUGUUUGGAUAAUGAGCUUAAUAAGUUCGACAAUUUCACCGUGCAGACCAACGAGCGAUAUUACGAGAUUCAGAAUUUAACGUCGCUUACAGAGUACAAAUUACUGUUAGUAAUAAGCAAUUUUUAUUCUGAUCAGUUAUCGAUGGACCCGUUAUUCCGUUUGGAAGUGAUGCUGAGAACUAAACCGAGUAAGCUCGGCGCACCAGAAAAUGUGACAGUUUAUGCUCUGACACCUACUGUAGCGAUAGUUUAUUGGAUGCCACCCAAGAAACUAAACUGCGUGCCCGUGAUCUACGAAGUACAUUGGACGUUAAUUACUAACAGUAAGCAACAAAUAAAGAAGCUAUUUAAUAAUAAGACCGAACAUAAAGAAGAUAGCAAAUUUUUCACAAAAAUUGAACCGUUGAUACCAGGAAAUAGAUACGAUGUAUAUGUACGCAUGUAUCCAGUCAACUUCAGCAAUUAUUAUAGUGAAAGUUUGAGCAAAAUGUUGGACAUGUAUUCGGAACCAAACGAUAUAAUUUUAAACGGGGUUAGCAUAAAUGAUAUGAAUAUCUCGUGGAUUCCUAGCCUUAGUUUCAUUGAUUACCAAUUGGAAUACAAAAAUGCUGAGAUGGAGGAGUGGCAAAUUGUAGACGACAUUGAGCACAAUAAUAGGGGGAAAUUAAAGUACUAUAUAAAAAAUUUACUACCAGGAACUCUAUACGAGUUUCGAUUGAUACUGAGAUACCCUAGGUACAAAGAUUUUAUAUGGCCGUCUGAUGGAAGAGUUAUUUUUUCAACACUGACAAUGUACCGACAACGCAAAGAAAGUAACGAGCAAAUUUUGCCUCCUGUAAUGACCGACAUCGAAUUAGAGACUUCACAUCAGAUACCUAACGUUUCUAAUGUUCAACUCAACACGUUAUACAGUCCUAUGUUAGAACAUAAUUUGAAUAAAUAUGCACUGACCGAAAUACGUGAGGAAAUCAGAUUAGGAAAACUUUUAGGCAGCGGCGCAUUCGGAAUGGAGUUUCAAGCAAAAGUAAAGAAUUUAGAAAGGCCGGGCACAGAGAUAUCCGCUGCCAUAAAAAUGCUUCGAGAAAAUGCUUCUUCGCAAGACAAAGAGAAAUUUUUAGAAGAGGCCAAGCUUAUGAAUCACUUCCGACAUAAACAUGUGCUAAGAUUGCUGGGCGUCUGCUUAGACGGCGAAGAUGCUCCAUUAAUCGUGUUGGAAUUAAUGGAAAUUGAUCUGCUACAAUAUUUGAGAGAUAGUCAAAAAUUGCAACCGUCAGAUUCGCACGCUCUGCGUUUGCAAGAUUUAUUCGCCAUGUGCGAAGAUGUUGCGCGAGGUUGUUGCUACCUGGAAGAUCUGCGUGUCGUUCAUAGAAAUCUAGUGUGUCAUAGUUGUUUAGUAUCCGCGAGAAAUCGCGAGAACCGUGUCGUCAAAAUCGGCGAUUUUGCACUAGCUAGAGAUAUUUCUAAGAAAGACUUAUACCGCUUGGUGGGAAUGGAUUGUCUUCCUAUUCGUUGGAUGGCACCGGAAUCUUUGGUGGUCGGAAUAUUUACUUCCCAAAGCGACGUUUGGUCAUUCGGGGUUCUCAUGUGGGAAAUUACAUCAUUGGGUGAGCAUCCCUAUACUGGCAGAACUAAUCAGGAAGUGAUAGAUUAUGUCCGCGCUGGAGGCAGAUUGCCGAUGCCUCUCAAUUGUCCGCCAACCUUGUACGAGUUGAUGCUACGUUGCUGGAGUCCAGCAAAUGAUAGACCGAACUUCAACUUUUGUCUCGAAAAUAUUAUAACUCUAAGAAAUAAUAUGGAAGAUACCUUACUGAGUCCAGUGGAUAUUAUGUAAUCGAUAAAAUUAAAUUAAUUAAUAACAUUAUUUUUCGAACGAUCUAAUGAAUCUUAACAUAGGAAAAAUAAUUUAGAAUAACUAAUAUUCUGCCGUUUUCGAGUUUAAUCUUAAUAUAUUAGAUUUGUCGAUAAAGAUAAAAAAGACAUUUUUCAAUUUUACUUUGCAAACAAUUUUGAUGAUUAAAAACACAGCACUUGUUCUUACAACUGUAAAUAACGUGAUGCUGACGCUAGUACUUUCAAAUAAUCUUCUGAUAUUACUAUAAUUAUCUGUAGAUUGCCACAGUAAUUUUAGAAAUAAUGUUUAUUUUUCAUAUUAUAUUAGUACCUGCUUUAUA